Molecule: messenger RNA, 2429 nt
Organism: Nothoprocta perdicaria
Lineage: Eukaryota; Metazoa; Chordata; Aves; Tinamiformes; Tinamidae
Gene: EZR
Product: ezrin
Exons: 13
Coding region: 86-1846 (586 amino acids)
Biological process (GO): positive regulation of protein localization to early endosome; positive regulation of early endosome to late endosome transport; regulation of organelle assembly
Cellular component (GO): plasma membrane; microvillus; filopodium
Molecular function (GO): actin binding; cell adhesion molecule binding
Source: RefSeq, a predicted model, not a curated record
UGCUGCUGACAGGGCGCUCGGCUGAGGCGGGGCAGCUGCUGCAUGAGCCUUUGCCUUGGGAGUGAGGGAAGAGGCGCCAGCGAAAAUGCCGAAGCCGAUCAAUGUUCGAGUUGUUACUAUGGAUGCAGAGCUGGAGUUUGCCAUCCAGCCAAACACCACAGGCAAACAGCUGUUUGACCAGGUGGUUAAAACAAUAGGGUUGCGUGAAGUGUGGUACUUUGGUCUUCAGUAUGUGGACAACAAAGGAUUCCAGACUUGGCUGAAGCUAGAUAAAAAGGUUUCUGCUCAGGAAAUCAGAAAGGAGAACCCCCUGCAGUUCAGAUUCCGAGCCAAGUUCUUCCCAGAAGACGUGGCUGAAGAGCUCAUUCAGGACAUCACGCAGAAGCUCUUCUUCCUGCAGGUGAAGGAAGGGAUCCUCAGCGAUGAGAUCUACUGUCCCCCUGAAACAGCAGUUCUCCUUGGCUCCUAUGCUGUGCAGGCCAAGUUUGGAGACUACAGCAAAGAUGUGCAUAAGCCUGGAUACCUUAGUUCAGAGCGUCUGAUCCCCCAAAGGGUGAUGGACCAGCACAAACUCUCCAGAGAGCAGUGGGAAGAGCGGAUCCAGGUUUGGCAUGCUGAACACAGCGGCAUGCUCAAAGAGAAUGCCAUGCUGGAAUACCUGAAGAUUGCCCAAGACCUGGAGAUGUAUGGAAUUAACUAUUUUGAAAUCAAGAAUAAGAAAGGAACUGAUCUCUGGCUGGGAGUUGAUGCCCUGGGGCUCAACAUCUAUGAAAAGGAUGAUAAGUUGACACCAAAGAUUGGUUUCCCUUGGAGUGAAAUCAGGAACAUCUCUUUCAAUGACAAGAAGUUUGUCAUAAAGCCUAUUGACAAGAAAGCUCCUGAUUUUGUGUUUUAUGCCCCUCGUCUGAGAAUAAACAAGAGGAUCCUGCAGCUCUGCAUGGGCAACCAUGAGCUGUAUAUGCGGCGCAGGAAGCCAGACACCAUCGAGGUGCAACAGAUGAAAGCCCAAGCCCGGGAGGAGAAGCACCAGAAGCAACUGGAAAGGCAACAACUAGAAAAUGAAAAGAAGAAGAGGGAAACAAUUGAGAGGGAGAAGGAGCAAAUGCUGAGGGAGAAGGAGGAGCUGCUCUUGAGGCUGCAAGAGUAYGAAGUGAAGACUCAGAAGGCAGAGAAAGAGCUCUCGGAUCAGAUCCAAAGAGCUAUUGAGCUGGAGGAGGAGAGGCAACGAGCCCAGGCGGAAGCAGAACGCUUGGAAGCCGAUCGUUUUGCUGCUCUGCAGGCCAAGGAAGAGCUGGAAAGACAGGCUAUUGACCAGAUAAAGAGCCAGGAACAGCUGGCUACAGAGCUCGCAGAGUAUACAGCAAAGAUUGCGCUCCUGGAAGAGGCAAGGAAGCGUAAGGAGACUGAAGUUGAAGAGUGGCAGCUCAGAGCUAAGGAGGCCCAGGAUGACCUGGUGAAGACAAAGGAGGAGCUACAGUUGGUCAUGACAGCUCCGCCUCCGCCACCCCUGCCUGUCUAUGAGCCUGUGAACUACCACGUCCACGAUAACUUGCACGACGAAGGCUCCGAGUACUCUGCCUACAGUGCAGAGUUUUCCAGCGAGGGCAUCCGGGAUGACCGCAAUGAGGAGAAACGCAUUACGGAAGCAGAGAAGAACGAACGCGUGCAGAGGCAGCUGAGGACGCUGACAGAUGAGCUGGCCCAGGCUAGAGAUGAAAACAAGAGGACCCACAAUGACAUUAUCCACUCGGAGAACAUGCGGCAGGGCCGCGACAAGUACAAGACACUGCGGCAGAUCCGGCAAGGCAACACCAAGCAGCGAAUUGAUGAGUUUGAGGCCAUGUAAUACCUUCUUACAGCAAGGCAGGACUGUGGGGAAGGCAGAUCUUAAGGCUGUGUUCUUGUUUGGGGGGGGGUUGCUUUCUUGUGUCUUUUGUUUUUCUUGAGCAGGGGUCACUGUACGAUAUAUUUAUCAACUGUUCUCUAAAUGCAGAGGCUUUUGACUCUCCUCUUUAUCUCCUACCAUCUCCUAAAUGCGGUGUGGUUAAAAAAUUGCCAUUCCACUGAUUUUGGCAACCCCUGCUUAGUGCCAAAAGGCCUUAUGUUGCAUCACCCUUUAAGCAAGGCAAAGGCUGGUAGGCCGUGCUUCUAGUCAAAGAUACAUGUCCUGUGGCAGGUCCUGGAUUCAGUUGGUCUAAAAAUAAGCAAUUGUGGAUGAAUAUUGUGCCAUAUGUCUUUUGUUGCUUUUUUUGUUUGUUUUGGUUUUAGUUAGAGCACGAAGACUGUUGAGAAGAUAGACUGUAGAACUCGGGCUCUGCACGCACCUCUGUGCAUACACACGCGGGUGCCCGCAGCCCCUGUUUGUUGUGUUUGUUUUUCCUCCCUCUCCUUCCCCCUGCACCUCCAAAAAAAGACAACCGACAACACCU